Moesziomyces antarcticus is the source of this 669-nucleotide messenger RNA. Its product is annotated as endosomal cargo receptor. The coding region runs from base 1 to 669 and encodes 222 amino acids. Lineage: Eukaryota; Fungi; Basidiomycota; Ustilaginomycetes; Ustilaginales; Ustilaginaceae. Gene Ontology annotation, biological process: Golgi organization; intracellular protein transport; protein retention in ER lumen. The transcript has a single exon. The record is from RefSeq and is a predicted model, not a curated record. Gene Ontology annotation, cellular component: Golgi apparatus; endoplasmic reticulum-Golgi intermediate compartment; COPII-coated ER to Golgi transport vesicle.
AUGGCGUCACCACCACCAGCCUGGAGCGGGCUGCUCUUUGCCCUAUGUGCCCUCCUUCUGCUCUCCCUUACACCCUCCGUAUCAGGAGCGGCACUCACGACGCUCGUCGAACCACACGAGCGUUCCUGCUUCUACGCAUGGGUCGACGCUGCAGGCGAGAAAGUCGGCUUCUACUUUGCGGUGCAAUCCGGCGGCCAUUUCGAUAUCGACUACACCGUGCACGACCCGGACAACAAGCUCAUCAUUUCGGGCCACAAGGAGCGCCAGCUCGACAUCAUCUUUACCGGCAACACGGUGGGCGAGUACACGUUCUGCUUUGAAAACGCCAUGAGCACGGUGGCGGAAAAACUGAUUGACUUCGACAUCACCGUCGAGUCCGAACCGCGUCUCGACCUCCCCAUCACGCCGGCGAAGCUGCUCAAGGAACAUUCGGCCCCGUUGGAGGAGGGCAUUUCGAAUCUCAACGAUAAGUUGACGCAGAUCACGCGCACCCAGAGGUACUUUAGGGUGAGGGAGAAUCGCAACUUCAACACCGUCAAGAGCACCCAGUCCAAGAUCUUCUGGUACUCGGUGGUGGAAAGCGCCACCAUGGUCGGCAUCAGCGCCGCACAGGUGUACAUCGUCAGAACGCUGUUCGAAAAGGGAAGCACCAAGAGGUACCGCGUCUGA